AUGGAGACUUAUAAUUGGAAUAGUUUUGUCGUUUAUAUGAUUUUAAUUUCUAUAAAAUUAUCUGACUCAAAUGAAAUAAAGAUAAGUGGACCUGGUUUACAACCUCAAAAUAUUGUGAUGCCGGCUAGAUACUUUCUGGUAAAUUUUACGUAUUUAAACGAAGACUCAUACACACCCUACUUAGGUAAGAAUUUAGCAGUUGAAAUAAAUGGAAGAUCUACUAAAAGUAACUAUUGCCGUGUUUGGGUCAACACACUUGAUCGUAAAGAUGGUACAUUUAUUGUACGUUAUAAAGUUUAUGAAACAUGUAUUAACCUGUCUAUCAGCAUAUAUUAUAAAAACAAACAUAUUGAAAAUUCCCCUUUCAUGUUUGAAGGACCUAUUCAACCUGAUCAAUGUGACUGUCCUGAUGAGGACUUUAAUUUAUGGUUAAAAAAAUAUGGCUGUUCCUCUUCUUAUGAAAAUAUUAUAAAUGACUUAAAACCAUUCAAUAAAUUAGACAUGAGCACUCAAAUCCAGAAAAUUGUCCAAAAAUAUCAUAAGCCAGAGAGUACUAGUUUUUGCCACUAUGUGAUUAAAAAAAAUAAAAUAUACCGCGAUUGUUAUGGAAAACACAUUGGUUUUAACAUGUUUGCAGAUAAUAUUCUGUUGUCAUUAGCAAGAAAAGUAUUUUUACCAGAUAUGGAACUGGUUAUUAAUUUAGGUGAUUGGCCUUUAGUACAUAAAGAUAGUGAGCCACUUCCUGUGUUUUCUUGGUGUGGUAGCAAUGACACAGUUGAUAUUGUAAUGCCUACAUAUGACCUAACAGAAUCAGCCUUAGAAAAUAUGGGAAGAAUUACUCUUGAUACAUUAUCAGUGCAGGGUAAUGUAGAACGAAAGUGGAACAAUCGCAAACCGAUGGCAUUCUGGCGUGGGCGGGACUCUCGUGCCGAAAGACUUAAACUUAUAGAUAUUGCACGAGCUUAUCCAGAACUUUUUAAUGUUUCACUUACAAAUUUCUUUUUUUAUCGCGACAAAGAAGCUCAGUAUGGUCCAAAGCAACCACAUAUAUCCUUCUUCAAGUUUUUUGAUGAAUGGAGUAAAAGAUUAGAAAACAAAGUAACAAUACGUGACAGCAUGACCCAUGUACCACAACCAAAAUUCGAAUGUAAUUGUCCAUUGAAAAAUAAAAACAUUCAUGAGGAGUUGUGA
Messenger RNA from Parnassius apollo (apollo), 1191 nucleotides. Lineage: Eukaryota; Metazoa; Arthropoda; Insecta; Lepidoptera; Papilionidae. The record is from the annotation of a GenBank genome assembly.